Lindgomyces ingoldianus is the source of this 1712-nucleotide messenger RNA. RefSeq lists its product as uncharacterized. Lineage: Eukaryota; Fungi; Ascomycota; Dothideomycetes; Pleosporales; Lindgomycetaceae. The coding region runs from base 397 to 1407 and encodes 336 amino acids. The record is from RefSeq and is a predicted model, not a curated record. The transcript is spliced from 3 exons.
UGCCUCCGGUCGUCCUGUUCGGAUAUGAUUCGUCUCCGUUCACGAAUAAAGUGCGGUUAGCGUUGAGGAUUAAGCAGAUUCCGUUUUGUAUGUCACCAAUAUUUGAGCAUUUUGUUGUUCUGAUUUUUUGUUGUUGUUAUUUGGCCCCCUUCGUUCCCUUUGUUGCUCCUCCGCAGCAAAACCAUAUUUUCUAAAACUCUAUUCACCGAGACAAAUUCGCUCAAAAUGCUCCCAGCGCCUCCGUCUCUAUAACAGAAUAUUUUCCCUCAAUCCCCACUUCCUCGUGUCUUCCAACAUGCCCUACCAUGCCCUCUAUAAUUCCCUCACCUCAGCCCCUGACCUCCCACCCCUACCACCCAAUCUGACAUCCAUACAGCCUACAUCCCGGUCCCAAGUAUGAUGCCACGUCCCCUUCUCCGCCAAACCUUCGGCCUUACAUACCGCAAAAUACCCGUCUUAACUAUCGGCCGCGACAUCUACUGCGAUACUUCUCUGAUCAUCGAGGCCCUGGAGUAUUACUUCCCUGAGGAUGCUGGGUUUGGGACUGUCUAUCCUCGGGCGAAGAGCUUGGGAGGUCCAGGAGAUGGGGGCAAGGGGGUUGACUGGGCGUAUCGGAGCCUUGUGAGGGGAUUUGCGAGUUUUUGGGUUGAUCGCCCCCUCUUCCGCACCACAACCGGGCUAAUCCCCUCAACCGUCUGGUCCACCGCCUUCGGCGCUGACAGAUCCGGGCUCAUCGGACACAAACUGGACCCGGAGAAGCUGGGUGCAAAGAUCCCUGAAAAUCUCUCAAAUCUAGAUCUCCAUCUCUCGCUACUCGAACCCAUGCUAAAACGUCGCGGCGAAUGGGUUAUUCCGACUGCGACUCCAAGUCUUGCGGAUCUAAGUUUGUAUUAUCAGCUACGCUGGGGUGUGGAUAUUGCGGCCGGAAAGGGCGUGUACAAUCUGACGGCUGGAGGGAUUGGGGAGGGGAGCGUGAAUGGGAAUGUUGCGGAGGAGGUGUUUAAUAAGGAAAGGUAUCCUGGGGUGUGGGACUGGUUUCAUGCAUUUGAGGCAUAUAUCUGCACUCUCCCGGACCCCGAGACUGUCGUCGAUGGUAACACUCUGGAUUGGAAGGACCAACUCAGAUCAACCCCCCUCCUUGACACGAAAGACGGCACAGAUAUCCUAGUCCCCACGCCCGCAGGCGACUACCCCAGUCUAGAUCUUCAACGCGGGCUGCAACCGGGUGUGGUUGUCAGCGUGGCGCCUGAUGAUACGGGGCGUGAUGAUCCGACAGUGGGGGAGUUGGUGAGGAUUGGGGUUGAGGAGGUUGUGGUGAGGCCGGUGGAGAAGGGGGAGAUGGAUGUUAGGAUUCAUUUCCCGAGGUUGGGGUUUGUGGUUAGAGUUGCGGAGGGGAGUCGACUGUGAGUUGGGUCGGGAGUGUAUUUGUAAUGGUAUUUCACACUUUUUGAGAUGAGAUGAGGGUUGGAGAUGUGCUCGAUGUAGAUUGGGGGCGGUGAGAAUGUGAUACAGCACCCAUAAGUCGUCAAGCGUUGAGUAUAAAUCAUAGAGGAUCGGCUUUAGUAUUUCUAUCGGGUUCUUAGGUAGUUGUUCAUCGGUCCUAGGAUGGCUUGGAUAUCAGAUAUGUAGCCUUGAUGUUAUCACUCGGAUCUAGGUAAAGGAUCCAUUUCGAAAGGUAGACAGGACUUGGUGAUACACUUUAAUAGUCUUCG